AUGGUCGCGGAGAUUACUUCACCAACACCAGACGCGUCCGAAGUGCCAGGAUCACCGAAUUCAGCGCGUCGUGCCAAGAAGCGGGCCACAGAUCGUAAGAGCCAGCGGACCCACCGCGAACGCCGCCGUACCUAUGUGCAUAGCCUCGAGCAGAAGAUUGCAGUAUUAACUGCUGCCAGCAGUGCCGAUGAGCGCGUAGCGACCUUGUUAGCUGAAAACGAGGCUCUUCGGAUACGGUGCAAUGAUCUCGCAGCGCAGAUUGAGCGUAUCCGCACCAUUGCCUGCGAGGCCAACACAGGUAACCAAGCCGACAAAGAAUCGCGGCCAGGAAGGGAGAAUGAGCAUCAGAGACGGAGUCCCGCAGCAGGAACAACAACAACAGCACCACCACCACUACCACUAGAGGCUGAGAACGAUACAAGGAUCAUGGAAUACGCCGCUGCUAGUCCAGCUUCCUCCUGCGCGUUUGACGCGGCUGUUGAAAACUUUGAUUUUCCUCACGAUGUUGCUCAUCCAUCCUUCAGCAACCACAUGGAUGAGACGAGUGCGUUACUUCAAAGUUUCUCCAACAUUCCCCUCCAGGCCAUUGAUAACACUGGCUUCUAUGAUGCACUCGCAGUCGACGAAGCUGCAGUUACAAGCUACUUCACAUCAUCCAAAACUAUCGCUUUGAAUGGUAUAUCCGAAGGUGAUGCUCCCCUGAGGGACUCUUCUUAUUCUUUAUCUGCUUCGCUCCCAGUUCCCAACUAUGCCCGCCCACAAGGUGCUGCAGACCGACUUAUUCACGCGAUGCUCGAGGAAGCAAGAAGUGAACACCAAGCUGGGAGAUUCGAUACUACAAGCCCAUCUUUGGCCCGUCUUCUCUCCCAGGGUCCUAGGGAUAUUUUGUCUUUUCGUUUAUUCCAUUAUAUCAAAGAAUACGGACCUAUCCCAAUGCAUUGGAUGCUAGCUACGUUUUGGGUACAGUAUCUUUACUUGCGGUGGAAUGUGCUUAGAACGCCUGAAUCAUACGCUCUCGUCCCAGAAUUCCUCCGUCCUACACCGCUUGAGUGUACCAUUCCGCACCGUUUGUCAAUCAACAUGCUUGUUUGGCCCGACAUCAGGCAAGCUUUGAUUCGCGAUGCCCUAACUGUCUCCCCAGAAGAUGUGGGUAUUGAGUUACUCAAGAAUCUUUCUCCAUAUUGGCCGCCAUCUUUUGCUAUCCGCGGAGAUUUGAUUGCAAGCAUGGAUGUGUUCAGGAUGAUUGAAACCCAGGCCGUACAAUAUGAGUUUUGGAAAGUAGGGAAAGGCUUCUUUGACAAAUAUACGCAAUACAGAAACUGUGGCCUGGGACCUGAUCGUUGA
Molecule: messenger RNA, 1344 nt
Organism: Bipolaris victoriae FI3
Lineage: Eukaryota; Fungi; Ascomycota; Dothideomycetes; Pleosporales; Pleosporaceae
Exons: 2
Coding region: 1-1344 (447 amino acids)
Biological process (GO): regulation of DNA-templated transcription
Molecular function (GO): DNA-binding transcription factor activity
Source: RefSeq, a predicted model, not a curated record